Molecule: messenger RNA, 438 nt
Organism: Spirodela intermedia
Lineage: Eukaryota; Viridiplantae; Streptophyta; Magnoliopsida; Alismatales; Araceae
Source: the annotation of a GenBank genome assembly
AUGCCCAUGAGUAACAUGUUAGUAGUCAAAAUUUUUGAUGUAUGGGGAAUAGAUUUCAUGGGUCCCUUCCCAUCAGCUGAAAAAUAUGAAUAUAUUUUGCUUGUUGUUGAUUAUGUGUCGAAGUGGGUGGAAGCUAUUCCUACUAGAACUAAUGAUCAUAAAAUCGUGAUGAAAUUUGUGCUGGAAAAUAUUUUUUCGAGAUUUGGAUGUCUUAGAGUGAUUAUUAGUGAUGGAGGAACACAUUUUAUAAAUAAACAUUUCAGGGAACUGUUGAAAAAGAAUGGAGUACACCAUAGAGUAGCCACUCCAUAUCAUCCCCAAACAAAUGGGCAAGCUGAAGUAGCAAAUAGAGAAAUUCAGAGAAUUUUGAAAAAAAUAGUUAAACCAGAUAGGAAAGAUUGGCCCACAAAAUUACAAGAUGCAUUAUGGGCUUAUUGA